Molecule: messenger RNA, 1776 nt
Organism: Microthlaspi erraticum
Lineage: Eukaryota; Viridiplantae; Streptophyta; Magnoliopsida; Brassicales; Brassicaceae
Source: the annotation of a GenBank genome assembly
AUGGAGGCGUUCGAGCACAUGAUAGUGGAUGAGUUUAACGAAGAGGACUUCUACGAGACCAUAGAAGCACCAAAGUUUGUAGACCUUACCGCUCCUGAUCAUCGUCCCCAAGGCGACGAUCGUUACUGGUUUUGUUCCAGAGUUGGCUGUGAUCAAAAGCAUGAAGAAUUUAUGGAUUCGGAAGCAAUCUACCAAAAAUUCGUUCUUCGGGUCAUGGCAGCUAGGAGUCCAAGUGUUCGUCUUCGAAAAGCUCUUUACAAAAAAGAUUUUAGUGUAGAGCUUAAAUGCCCCAACACAGUUCCUGCAAAGCCCUCGAGAUCACGCGUUGCUAGAUUGGCCAUGAUCUCAUCCAUCCCUCACAAGGCUAACAACAAUAUGAGAUCAAAAGAAGCAAAAGUGAUUUGCACAAACAAGAAUGCAACUCCAAAGGCAAAGGUCAAAGGAAAAGAGUCAUCCAAGGCCUUCACCGAGCGGAAGACGAAGACGCUAAUGCAGAGUCCGAGUCCAGCAGCUGCUUUUAGGAGUGUGCAGAAUCCGACAACGAGUAGAGUGACGCCGCAGAAGAGAGUUGUUGCAAAGGCUUUGGUGUUUCAUUCUCCAAACAAGUUGGUGAAACUAAAGACAUCCGUGGAGCUUAAGAAGUUGUGUAAUGGGAUGAGGAAGCUUGGGAUUGAUAGCCAAACAAGAGGUGGUUUGGGGGUUGAGACUUGUAAACGACCACGAAAGGGACGAGAUGUGAAGAGCCGAGUGUUUGAUUCUUUGCGGCCAAAGACACAACAGAUUGAUGAAAAGGCUAAAGGUAGUGGUACAUUGAAACAGAGGAUCAAUGGAAAGGAAGAGCCUUUGCUUUCCUCUGUUCCUUUGAAAUCUAAUGAGGCUAAUGGUAUGAUACUUGAGAAUGAAGAGUCCUUGGUUGUUGUUGAAAAGAAAUCUGAAGGGAAGCAAAACCAAAUUGCAGAGACUGAAGAUAAGGAAAAUGCAUUAGCUUUGGAGGAAAAGAAUGCAACGGAUGUCAAAAGAGAAGCUGUUUCUGUGACAGAAGAGAGUGGAGAGGAUAAAGCAAAGCAAUACGAGACUAGGGAGAUUGAGGAUAAAGAGAAUGCAUCACCAUUCAAGUGUGACGACGACAAAGAAAAUUCUUCAGCCUUGGACAACAACAGGUGCAGGAAAGUCGACCAAGCCACAUACCCUCUGUUGAAAAAGAAAGUCUUUGGCAAGAAAGAAACCACUCAAAAGGCGAUGACAGUAGCAGCGGAUAAGUGUUUCAAUGGCAAGACUGUCUCGGCUAAUAACCGUCUCAAGUAUACAAAACCUAAGCUCACAAAUCCAAAGCCUUUUCGACUAAGAACCAACGAAAGAGGAAUUCUCAAGGAAGCAAACACGGACAAGAAACCACAGUUUGCUCUUCCCAAAGAAGAAGGAGCAGAAUGUACAAACAUUCUAAGGCCAGUUAGACUGGAGAAGAACACAACUCCACGGUCAAAAGCUUUUAGAGGAACAUCCACAACAACAACACUUGUUGGACACGAUGCCUCUGAUAACAUGGUGAAUGGCAAGAGGGUUGCAUUAGGUACAAAGAAGAAAGUGGCAAGCAAAACGAUUGAAACCUCAUUAGGGAGGAAAGGAGAAUCUAAGGAAGCUGCAGUCAUCAACAAACCUUAUGUUUGUGGUGUUGCUUCAGUGGAGAAAAGACCUGCAACUAUCCCAAAGGGACCAAACUUCCAUAGCAUUCACGUCCCUAAGAGCUGUACAAAGAGAGUGGCUUCCCAAGUCUAA